UGACGUGUCGACGUCAAACGGAAAUUUGCAGCAGCAAUUCUUUCUAGAAAUCUGUAGAGCAGUUUCACGCUAGCCCCAACCCACGCUAGGUAGGACUGUCUAAGUUUAUCUUGGCUAAACACAGUCAGCCGCUGCAUUGAGUACUAUUAAACACAUCUAAAAAGUGCUGUUUUUAAACGUUAUCUGCUUUCUUGUUUGGAAAUUCGGGUUAUCUUCGUUCAGCCCACUAAAUUAACGUUAACGUUAGCUAACUUAGCCGAGUCACAGCCAAAGCUAACGCUGUUUACGUCAGGUUCUCAUCGGUAUAAUGUCUAGGAUAGACUACAGCGUGUGGGACCACAUUGAGGUGUCGGACGAUGAAGAUGACGUCCACCCGAACAUCGAUACACCCAGCCUCUUCAGAUGGAGACACCAGGCACGUGUGGAACGAAUGGAGGAUUUUAAGAAAAAAGGUGAAGACUUGAACAAGGCACUCAGUGAAUGCCGGCGUAAGCUGGCAGAGGCACAGAAAAAAACAAAAGAGCUGACCAUUUCAUCAACGGAUGAUGCCAAAGCAGAGCUGAGCAAAGCCCAGGCUGAGGAGAAGAAACUGAAAAAAGAGGAGCGGGAUUGGGAAAAGAAGGUUGCGGAACAUGAACGGGAAGAGAAGAAGAUGCCAUGGAACGUUGAUACACUCAGCAAGGAGGGUUUUAGCAAGAGCAUUGUCAAUGCCAAACCCGAAUCUACUGACGAGACGGAAGAAGAGAAGGAGCAAAAGCAUAAAACCUUUGUAGAAAAAAACGAGAAGCAGAUCAAACAUUUUGGCAUGUUGCGACGUUGGGAUGACAGCCAGAAGUACCUCUCCGACAACCCUCAUCUGGUGUGUGAAGAGACUGCCAACUACCUGGUCAUUAUGUGCAUUGACCUCGAGGUUGAGGAGAAACACGCACUGAUGGAGCAAGUGGCUCAUCAGACCAUCGUCAUGCAGUUCAUUCUAGAGUUGGCAAAAAGCCUGAAGGUGGACCCCCGGGGCUGCUUUCGGCAAUUCUUUGCCAAGAUUAAGACAGCAGAUCAGCAGUACCAGGAUGCUUUCAAUGAUGAGCUGGAGUCAUUUAAGGAGCGGGUUCGAGGCAGAGCGAAGAUCCGCAUUGAAAAGGCCAUGAAGGAAUAUGAGGAAGAGGAGCGACAAAAGCGCCUGGGACCUGGAGGCCUAGAUCCUGUCGAAGUGUAUGAGUCUCUGCCAAUUGAGAUGCAGAAAUGUUUUGAUGACAAGGACAUCCAAAUGUUACAAGAUGCUAUUAGCAAAAUGGACCCAACGGAGGCGAAGCUUCACAUGAAGAGGUGCAUAGACUCGGGGCUCUGGGUCCCCAACUCCAAGACAAAUGAUGGGGAUGAAAAAGAGGAAGAUGCUGCCUAUGAGGAGAUAAAACAAGACCAGGGAGAAACUAAGACGGAAUGACCAACUUUGAUCCUAUGAUUUGUUUCUGCAAUUGUACUUACCCACUGUAUUGCGACUCCACUAUGUGUAUGACUAGUUUGCCAAUCAUGGAACAAUGAAAUGACUUCUCUAAAUAUUUAGCUGAGAUUUAUGGGGAUUAGCGUUCACCUAUCUGCACAACUACAGUAUGUUGCAUCAGUAACUCCUGCUUGGAAAAGUGCUGCUCGUGUUAGUUAUCAGCUACAUUUAUAUGUAUACACCUGGCAACUUGUGUAGGAGUGCCUACCUGCUUAAUUUGUGCUGUUGUAUAGUUAAGCAAUGUUCUAUACAUUCAGGUUGUGCAUAAAAUGAAUUGGAUUGUUGGAUUUUUUUGUUGUUUCCAAAUUUAAGAUGUUUUGUUAGACUUUUAGGUCUUGCAACCAAUGUAUUUCCCCAAAGUUACAUUUUCUACAAACUUACUUAACUAAAGGUUGAAUUAUAUCCAACUACUUAAGACCAA
Molecule: messenger RNA, 1916 nt
Organism: Etheostoma spectabile (orangethroat darter)
Lineage: Eukaryota; Metazoa; Chordata; Actinopteri; Perciformes; Percidae
Gene: cdc37
Product: cell division cycle 37 homolog (S. cerevisiae)
Exons: 8
Coding region: 308-1438 (376 amino acids)
Biological process (GO): protein folding; protein stabilization
Cellular component (GO): cytoplasm
Molecular function (GO): protein kinase binding; protein-folding chaperone binding; heat shock protein binding
Source: RefSeq, a predicted model, not a curated record